UCAAAGGUUCCUGAGUAAACUGCAUGAGAAGAGCUCAAGUGUGUGUUGCGCCGAGGGUGGUUGUGACAGUGGAGGUCCUCCUCCUAAAAGAUCAGCACCUUCAGGACCAGCUUGUAGCAGCAGUGGAAUGGGAGGAAGAGCCCCUGUGUCACGUGGAAGAGAUGGCUACAGAGGCCUGCCACGAAGGGAGCCCCUGCCUUCUAGAAGAGAUGUUUAUUUGUCCCCGAGAGAUGAUGAAUAUUCCACUAAAGACAGCUAUUCAAGCAGAGAAUAUCCAAGUUCUCGAGAUACAUGAGAUUAUGCACCACCACCAAGAGAUUAUACUUACCGUGAUUACGGUCAUUCCAGUUCACGAGAUGACUAUCCAUCAAGAGGCUAUAGUGACAGAGAUGGCUGUGGUCGGGAUCGUGACUUUUCAGGUCAUCCAAGUGGAGGUUCCUACAGAGAUUCCUAUGAGAGUUAUGGUAACUCACAUAGUGCUCCACCUACACGAGGGCCCCACCAUCUUAUGGUGGAAGCAGUCGCUAUGAUGAUUACAGCAGCUCACAUGACGGAUAUGGUGGAAGUC
Messenger RNA from Mastomys coucha (southern multimammate mouse), 568 nucleotides. RefSeq lists its product as uncharacterized. The coding region runs from base 24 to 530 and encodes 168 amino acids. NCBI's taxonomy places the organism in Eukaryota, Metazoa, Chordata, Mammalia, Rodentia, Muridae. The transcript has a single exon. The record is from RefSeq and is a predicted model, not a curated record.